GCAUUUUGUCAAACUGAAUUCGCAAUCGGAUUUGAAGUAAAACAGUUGAUUUUCUGAUGUGUUCGUUGGCACAAUUCACAACAACAACUUCUAUGAAUAUCUAAUGGAAAUGACGUUUUUUUUUGCUUCGUGAGCAAGUGGAACGUGAACGGGUUAUAACUUUGAAUUAUAAUUUUAAACCAUUUGUCGUGACGCUUCAACGUAUUUGUAAUUGCAAAUGACUGAGUAAAAAAAAGUGUAGAAAACAAAUGACACAGAUCAAAAACGAAAAUCGGUGAACACAAAUUUAGUUAUAAAUGAUCUCAUCCACACCAUCAAACCAUGGAACGAAACAAUCAAAUGAUGUGUUCGCUUAAUUCUGAAUGGGUAACCAAAUCGAUUGAGUAUCAUGGCCAACCAUUACAGAAGGUUUGGGAAGGCGAACAUGGCAUUCAAAGUUUACAAAAUAUUGGAGUGCGUAAUCCCGAUUUUACAUUGUAUCAAAUGCGACAAAAGCAAUUUGUCUUCCAAGAUCGUGCCAAACGCUUAAAAAUCCAUUCGUUUAUUGCGAAGAAAGCAAAUGAAUUGUUCACAACUGAUCCGGGCAAAGAAUGUCUACGAUCAAAUAAUGCCAAUUUAAUUAUUGCCAAUGGCACAGGAUGUUAUGCCGAUAUGCCACCAUUGAAUGUAUUUCUUCCUGAAAAAGCCAAUCGCAGUAAUUUGGUGAAGAAAAUUUACUCGCAACUAAAAGUUGGCGAUAUUAUUUAUGGGAAAAUUCAAAGUUUGCAAACCGGAGGCUGUUUAAUUCGUUUAUUGUGUACACAUCCGCCAAACUUUCAUGUUUUCAAUGACGUUAAGGCCCGGGCAUUCUUGCCACAUUCACUUCAAAUACCGGCCAUCGAUAAUAAGGGCAUUGCUCGCACCUAUUUGUCAAACGAUUUGGUGUGCUGUGAAAUUAUUGAGGUGAAUGAAUUGAGCGAAAAAUUGGUGGUUGGCAUGAAAGGGCAAUAUUUCAAAUCCAGCAAUGAAACGACUGAUAUCAAACUUGGUUUAACACAAUCGAGUCAAUUGCCGGAAAAAUACAAGUUCGCAUCGGAGAUAGCGGGCCGAUCAUAUGAAUCGGUUUUAGAGGACUCGUCUGGUUUUGAUAAUCCACGGUGUAUUGAACAUUUAUGUGAAUUAAUUGGUUUGGAAUCAAAUACAUUUUAUACAAAUAUGAGUGGUUUACGGGGAAAGUAUCCAAAUGACGAAUAUUCGUCAGAAUUACGGCAAUCACAAGCAAGCAGUUGGGCAUUUAGGUCGGUUGCCGAUGGAAUUGAACAUUUUAAAGAAGGUCGCCACGCUGAAGCGUUUCAGUGCUUAAAUAAAGCAUUAACCAUUGAUCCGCGCAAUGUUGAAGGUCUUGUUGCACGUGGUGCACUUUAUGCAAAUAAUGGUUCAUUGAAAAAAGCGGUCGAAGAUUUUGAAUAUGCAUUGAAAAUAAAUCCAACGCAUUCGAAUGCUAGAAAGUAUAUGGGCGAAACUCUUGUCGCUCUUGGUCGAAAUUAUGAAGAAGAAAAUUGUCCAGAAGAAGCGAAAAAAGCAUAUCAAGAUUGUUUAACCAUUUUGCCACACCACGAAGAGGCACAAAAAUCAUUGAAUUUCUUGUGGAGUAAAGGUAGUGGUUCGUCGAAGCAAAUUAUCGAUAUGAAUGACUUGGCGUUGCCAGCGUUGAAUAUCAGAACAUCAGAACCGAAUCGUGGUGAUGCUUCGUCGGCAAUAAGUGGAAGCACAAAUGCUGAUACACGCAAAGAGAGCAGCAGCUCAAAGAAGGGAAAAAAGAAAAAGUCAAAGAGUCGUAAACGACAUUCGUCGAGUUCGUCGAGUAGUGACAGUAGUGAAUCAAGUGAAUCGAGCAGUGCUGAAUCGUCAAGUAGUAGCGAAUCGUCAUCAUCAUCAGAUUCGGACCGAUCAAAGUCACGCAAGAAGAAGAAACGAUCGGAGAAAUCGUCGCGUCAGCGAUCGAUGUCACCAUUAAGUCGUCGCAUGGCAAUGUUUAGUGGUGGCAUUGAUGGGAAUUUGGUCGAUAAUAGCAUGGCAGGAGGUAGUGCACCGUACAAUUAUCCGCCGCAAAUGUUUUCGGGCGUAUCGAGCUCAGACACUGCUCCCAUUCCGAAUGAUUACGAUUUGAGAGUGAGCAAAUUUUUAGAUAUGACUCGCGAUGAUGAUAAUUACGAGGAAAAGGUUCGGAAAUUCGUAGAAGAGGCUUCGAAAUACAAGAAGGAACGCAAGAAUCAAGAAUCGAAGAAGAAAGAUCGCAAGAAAUCGAAGAAAAACAAGAAGGAUAGCAAGAAAAAGAAGAAGGAGAAGAAAUCGAAGAGCAGCAAGAAAGACAAAGACGAUAUGAUUGAUGGCAACGAAUUACGUGAAGCUUUGAAGCUCAUCACAAAAUUGCCAAUUUUCGAUUUGAAUGCCAAGAAAUCUGACAUCGAAAUGGUUGAGAAGAGCUUGAGUCAACUCAAAGAAGACCCAUAUUCUUACAGAGAAAAAAAAAUGUCGAGUGCCGAAAGCAAACCAGAAGAGAAUGAGGGUAAAUGGAAAAUGCAAAUGUUCCCCAAAGACAGCAAAAAAGAAGCAUCCGCUUCCAAGUAUGCGUUCCCAAAUGAGGACGAAGAUCAAGAUGAUUCACUGAAUAUUCCAAAGCAAACAUCAUACGGUGCAUCACAUCCGCCAGCUUCAUAUCCAACCAAAUAUGAAACCAACAAGCAAUUACCAAUGCCAUCACAUCCACCGGCCGGUCCAUCCGUUCUCGAUAAAUUUGGUAACUUCCGUCGAGCUGACCAAGGUGACAUGUCUGACAAACCACCAGAGCCACCAAAUUAUCGAUCACGCUCACGCAGUCAUACUCGUAGCAGUCGCUCAUACUCUCGUUCUCGAAGUCGCUCACGUAGCUAUACCCGACGUCAUCGCUCACGAUCCUAUUCUCCACGUCGUCGCAGCUACUCACGUUCUAGAAGUCGUUCAGGCAGCCCACAUCGGCGACGCAUUGGUUAUCAGCAUAACAACAGACCUCGUUACUUCAACAACAAUCGUGGAGGAAAUCGAUUCAAUCGUGGUUUCCAAAAUCGAGAUUUUCGCAACAAUCGGAAUCGCUGGAACAAUAACCGCAACAAUGGCUGGAAUAAUAAUCGUGGUAAUCGCAAUCGUAAUUGGAGAUCACGAUCACGGAGCCCAUAUUCGCGUUCAAGAAGCCCAUACGAUCGGCGGCAAGAUAGCAAUCCACCAACGAAGCCACCAUCACCACCACCACAAGAAGUCAACCAGACUGAUGCUGUUCCAGCACCAAAUUAACUACAAACAAAAAUUUAUCGAUUUACAAACAGACUAUUAAAUACAAACACUCUUAAAGUAUUACAAGUAGCGAAC
Molecule: messenger RNA, 3384 nt
Organism: Contarinia nasturtii (swede midge)
Lineage: Eukaryota; Metazoa; Arthropoda; Insecta; Diptera; Cecidomyiidae
Product: tetratricopeptide repeat protein 14 homolog
Exons: 15
Coding region: 322-3309 (995 amino acids)
Molecular function (GO): protein binding
Source: RefSeq, a predicted model, not a curated record